ACGAGCAGCCCCGAGAGGAACUCCCGCCAUCCUGAACAGCAGCUCCGAGAGGAGCUCCUCCAUCUGAGUGAGCUGAUCACAACUCUCCUUCAAACUGUCCUGCAGACGAGCAGCUCCGAGAGGAGCUCCUCCAUCCUGACGUGGUCUGAUCACACCUCAUCCUCAAACUGUCCUGCAGAACGAGCAGCUCCGAGAGGAGCUCCUCCCCUGAUUGAGUCUGAUCACACCUCAUCCUCAAACUGCCUUGCAGACGAGCAGCCCGAGAAGAAGCUCCCCUAUCCUGACCCCAGACCUCACACAGGAGCAACAGAUGCAACGGACACCGCCCAGACCUGCAGACACCCGCCCAGACACUGCGGAACCGCCCAGACCUGCGACCCCGCCCCAGACCUGCGAGACCCCCCCGACUGCGAGCCCCCACGACUGAGGACCUGCGAGACCCGCCCAACCGUCGAGAGCCCCGCCAGACCUGCGAACCCCGCCCAGACCUGCGAACCCGCCCAGACCUGCGAACACCCGCCCGACUGCGAGACCCCCGCCCAGACCUGCGAGACCCCCGCCCCCAGACCCGCGAGCCCCGCCAACGCAGCAAUUCCCCACUAUUUACCAGGAACCCUUGAAGGGACUCAACCCCUGAAACUAGCCCAGCACCUCAACAAAAGGAGCAAACAGAGCAAACGGGACCAACCCGCGCCCCAGGACCUGCGGAGGGACCCCCCGCCCAAGGACGCUGCGAGACCCCCCGCCCAGACCUGCGAGGACCCCCGCCCAGAACCUGCGGAGACCCCCUUCCCCGAAGGACCCAUCUGCGACUGA
Molecule: messenger RNA, 816 nt
Organism: Salvelinus sp. IW2-2015
Lineage: Eukaryota; Metazoa; Chordata; Actinopteri; Salmoniformes; Salmonidae
Source: RefSeq, a predicted model, not a curated record